AUGGAGAGGACACAAAUACCGGAAUACAAUUUGGUUGACCUAAUGUGGACACCCAAACACCUUAGACCUCCUAAACUUAGGUUGUUCCCCGCCACAGCAUAUACGAUUAAUGUAUGGGAUAAAUUCAUGCACGCACUAGAUUGCAAAACUGUCUUCCAUGCCCAAGCUCCACUAACAGCCCUAAAGGCCAUAUCCCCAAGCCUACCACUGACGAAGUGGAGCAAAGCAGGAAUUACCCAUAUUCACCAAAUCGUAAACAACAAAAAG
Molecule: messenger RNA, 267 nt
Organism: Pelobates cultripes (western spadefoot toad)
Lineage: Eukaryota; Metazoa; Chordata; Amphibia; Anura; Pelobatidae
Source: the annotation of a GenBank genome assembly